Messenger RNA from Pollicipes pollicipes, 1879 nucleotides. RefSeq names its product facilitated trehalose transporter Tret1. The record is from RefSeq and is a predicted model, not a curated record. The transcript is spliced from 2 exons. The coding region runs from base 319 to 1836 and encodes 505 amino acids. Gene Ontology annotation, cellular component: membrane. Gene Ontology annotation, molecular function: transmembrane transporter activity. Gene Ontology annotation, biological process: transmembrane transport. Lineage: Eukaryota; Metazoa; Arthropoda; Thecostraca; Pollicipedomorpha; Pollicipedidae.
GCUGGCGGUGCGACGGUCACAACCAGCUGCGCCGGCGACAGAGUUAACUCGACCUGUGACACGGUCUUGAGCGGGGUCCCGACAGCGCGUACGGUAGCGAACGGGUCACUGUGCUCUCCGUGUCACACGGCCUUAGAUACGAGAGCUGCGAAAUUGGGGAGAACAGUUCCACGCUGCCUUCCGGUAAUUGUCACCCGAGGUCCGUUGCCUUUUCAACUACAUUACAUAGGACCCCUUUAUAUGAAUUCUACUAAGUGGAAGUGCCUCUGUGAGCACGUUAUCUGAAUUUUUCUUGGCAACUCAUUCGGUGUUAUCAAGAUGACUGCUAAAAUCAGUGAAGGGCAUGGUGGAAGACGAGGAAUGCUUAUGCAGAUUAUCACGACCGCUUCAUUCUCCAUGACCCAUUUCAACAUGGCGGCGGCGGUGGCGUUCAGCGGCGUCUUCACGGAGCAGCUGACCUCCGAGGACGCCGACCUGGCGCUGACCGUGUCGCAGGUCUCGUGGAUUGCGUCCGUCUUCAACAUCGGCUCCGUGGUAGGCUUCAUCACGUCCAGCUACGUCAACCCGCUGCUGGGCACGGUACGCCUGGUCCAGAUCUUCUCGCCACUGGUGGCCGCCGGGUGGAUGCUGAUGGCGUUCGGCGGCAGCUUCUGGGUUAUCCUGGCUGGCCGGGUGCUGGUCGGCGUAUCCGUUGGAGUCUGCCUCGGGCCCACCGUCACCCACGUCGGCGAGAUCUCGUCAGUGAACGUGCGCGGUUUUCUGACCACCUCACUCAUCGUGAACGGCUGCUUCGGCAUCACAUGCACCUAUCUCUUCGGGUGGCUGCUGGGCUGGCGACAUUCAUGUCUGGUCAUCGGCAUCGGCCCAAUGGCACUGCAGUUCCUGACGUCACUGAUGUUUCCACGUUCGGCCAGAUGGCUUGUCUCCAAGGGACAUCCGCUGGAGGAGGCGGAGCGAUCUCUGCGCUUCUACCAUGGCCAGAGCUAUGACGUCGACAAGCAGAUUGAGGAAAUCAAGCAGUCGCUAGGCAACGCGCACAAGCAUGACGCGACACUGCUGCAGGUGCUGUGUCUGCUCAAGCACCGGCACAACCUCAUACCGUUUCUCUUGAUUCUCGGCCUGUACUUAUGCUUUGUAUUCUCUGGUGGCCUGACAGCCACCUCAUUUGCGCCGGUUGUCUUUAAAGACGUGGGAGGCUUCAGUAACCCUUACAUAGGCUCGAUCUUGUUAGGGGUCGUCCGAACAAUAACCACCGUCCUCCUCGGCAUCAUCAUGGAGCGUGUCGGACGAAAUACGCUGCUGAUGAUAAACGGACUGGUCGGGGCGGCCGCCUGCCUCGUUUGCGGCUGCUACUUCUACUAUAGCGAGGAGCUAGUCGACUACGGCUGGAUCGCACUGGUCUCCAUUCUCGCCAUCGUCUGCUCCAUGUCCGCCGGCAUCAGUCCCCUGAUGAACGUUAUGUUCUCAGAGCUGCUGCCCAAUGCUAUCCGCGCCGAGCUGGGCGGUGUGUGCUUGCUCUUCUUUGGCACGGCCAAUUUUGUCAUGGUGUAUUCGUUCCCGUUGGUUGUCUCCAGCCUCGGUAUGUACGGAGUAUUCUGGUUUUUCACGGCCAUGCACUUAAUGAUGUUUUUAUUUGCGAAGUUUUUCUUGCCAGACACGGGAGGGAAAUCUAUAGAGGAAAUACAAAUGAUGUUUGUGAAACAUGUCGUAAACGCAGCAAGUGGACCGGUGCACAUCCAUGUGGAAGAAAGAAGAGGAAGUCUCAGUGCUGAAACGCUCGAUUCCAAUUGUUACGACGGCCCUGCGACACCGUACACGCCAGACGUGGAAACGUGAAAGGCGUCGUGGGCCUGACAAACGCCUGCAUUAUGCGACUCUG